Penicillium argentinense is the source of this 654-nucleotide messenger RNA. RefSeq lists its product as uncharacterized. The record is from RefSeq and is a predicted model, not a curated record. NCBI's taxonomy places the organism in Eukaryota, Fungi, Ascomycota, Eurotiomycetes, Eurotiales, Aspergillaceae. The transcript is spliced from 4 exons. Bases 1 to 654 code for a protein of 217 amino acids.
AUGAUCGUCGCCGAAGACGGAAUCGCGAUGGUUUGCUGGUUCAUCUACAACGGUAUAAAUGGUAUUCCUCUUCAUCCCUCACUCCCUACCACCAUCAUCCAACCUCCUAUAUCACAGCAUCGAACCAACCCAACAGAGCUCAGUCCAACAUGUCCCUCUCCCAGCCAUCCACCCCUCAACCGUAUUGGACGCUAUCCAACUAAGGAGACGGAGGCCCCGGAGAAGACAAACGCCUCAAAGAAGACCAACGCCCAGUUUAACGUGCUGGAACUGCCAUGUUCCGGGACAUACAUGGAGAAAUUGUCCAAGACCUCUGUACAACUUCCAACACUCCCCCCAAAGUUCAAACGUCAAUUUACUCUCGGUCCACAGCUUAUUCAAUGUCACUCCCAACGAACCUCGAAAAGGGCCCUUGGCAUCCAAGACCAAGCCAACCAAAGUCUCGGCUCCCUUUUUGGCCGACUCGUGCGACAGAGUCUUAUGGAGGGUCUUUCUCGAUAUGAUACCGAGGAACUCGCAGACGAUCUUGACUUUCUGGAUACAUGCGUGGAUCUUGUUACCCAUGAACUUGUAGAUAGUUGGGUUGGGUGUCUGCGUAUAACGGUUUUGAUGGCUGUUGGACCGACUUGGGAGGAGGAUGCUCGGGAUGUCUAG